UCUUGAAUCUGGGGUAUAAUAAAUAAUAGGGAUGGGUGACUUGGGCGUUAAAAUUGUUAAAAGUUCUCAUCAGUCGCUGUGUUGUGCUGUUGUUAAUAUUUUAUUUUGAGUUUUACUGAUAAUUUCAACUACGGCGUAUCGUUAGAUUGUUGUUGUGUUGAACUGCAUUUGUGCACCAGAACUAUAAUAUAGUCGUGUGUAACAGUUUAGACACAUUAUUUUCGGAAUACUAAACCGAUGUUUAUCAACGAAUCUAAAAAUAUUUUAAUGUAUCUUAUAAGAGUUAUUCAAGAUGUCAAAUCCACCUGUCAAAAUGGAAGUUGACAUUCCAGCUUCAUUAAAAAGAUCCAGUAGUGCACCAAUGAUCAAUCAGUUAAAUCCUACAAUGACUACAUCAGCAACAACUGCUACUACCUCAAGGGAAUCAACAACCUUCAACGUGUUUUCAUCAAUGGCCCCCAGAACGCGGCGAUUCAGUGCCAGUUUUACUUCCGGGUCCACUGCACCUUUGCUGUCCCCCCGCUUGACUCCACGGAUCAGCCAGCUUCGCCAGGAGGAGUGCCUAGACGUGGCUGUAGGCCGAGAGACGGCACAUGAGCGGGAACUGAACAACACAAUGGUCAUGUCACAGUCUUGGGAGGACCUCACCAUUGUCGGCAAUUCACCCAAGGGAGAUGCCGGGGACCGUAGUCCCAAGCCAAGAGUAGGCUUGUGUGACCCUCUACAUGUCCACCUCCCCUCUCUCUCCCCCGUCUGUUCCUCUCCCUCCCCCACCCGGAUGCUGGGCACCAAGCAGGUGUUCUCACCCAACGUUUGGAAAACCAACCUCUCACCAAGUCCUACCAGGAAGUUCACCACCAGACGGAGUUUGAGCCCUAUUGCAUUGCGGACACCAACUCUGGGCCCCAUCAAACGCAAAUUUGACUUGGAUGACAACGAGCCACCUGCAAAGCGGACGAGCAUGGGACUGCUCAUGCCUCAAUCAAGGCUAGACUUGACUGCCAGUCCACUGGCUGGAUCGCUUAGCUCUGUUGGCACCCCUGAGUCAUUAUCAAGUGGAGACUCACCGGUAGGGUUCAGCUAUCGUAACGUGGACAGUCCCAACACUACGUCGGAGCACACAUCCUCAGAUCAACAGUCCUCCGACCAUCCGAUGGAUCAACCCACGGAUACUCAAACUCGGAUGGAUCACUCGUCCAGCAACUCAACAGACCAGACCGACUCUACAGAUCACCCGAUGAGAGAUUUGACCACGUCAGUCCCCAACCCGUCAUAACUGGUGAUAUCAACGCUUAUGUAUAAUUGUGUCCUAGUCUUAGGUUAUGAGUUAUGCCGGUAUUGUAGUAUUAUACAUCCUUCGUAAAUAGCUUUGGUACAAAGUUUAGAAUAUUGAAACAAAGUUCAUCACUAGGUUUGUUACAAUUAAGGCUUUUGUCAGCAUAUUGCUACUCGUGUUAAUCUUGUAUUCUUUCUCGUUUAAACUUGACUGAUAAGAAAAUGCUAACGGCAAAUUAGUAGAGAUGGACGGGAUUGGACUUUUAGUUUGGGACGGGCAGAAUUUUAUUCCCUUCCUGAUUUUUGGGACAGAAACAUGACGGGAUUUUACUUCUUAUGCAAAAUGAGUUUGAUUUUAAAAUCUUGCCUAAAAGUUCUCGCAGAAUAAAUUCAUGACAAACAAAAUC
Messenger RNA from Macrosteles quadrilineatus (aster leafhopper), 1682 nucleotides. Its product is annotated as P2R1A-PPP2R2A-interacting phosphatase regulator 1-like. Gene Ontology annotation, molecular function: protein serine/threonine phosphatase inhibitor activity. The transcript is spliced from 5 exons. NCBI's taxonomy places the organism in Eukaryota, Metazoa, Arthropoda, Insecta, Hemiptera, Cicadellidae. The record is from RefSeq and is a predicted model, not a curated record. The coding region runs from base 293 to 1276 and encodes 327 amino acids.